AUCGCCGCCCUCCCCCGCGCGCGUAAACCCUAGCCCCCCGCCUUCGUCGCCCGCGCGCCGCCCUCGUGCCCCCACGCCGGCCCCGCGCCGCGCUGAGCCCCCCAAAACCCUAGCCGCCGCCCUUCCAGAUCCCGAUCCCGCGAGGAGGGCGGGGCAGGGAGCGCGGCCCCCACCGCCGCAGAUGGAGAACGCGGCGGCGCGCAAGGAGUGGCGCGCCGUCCCCGACGCUCCGCUCCGCUCCAAUGGCGCCGAGGACGCCGCGGACCACGGGAAGCUGAGCCAGUCGGAGGACCGAGCCAUCUACGAGGAAGGGGCGGGGGGACUGGACGACUUCUGCGCCAUCACCAUCGACGGGAGCGGGGGCCUCAGCGAGGACCUCCUGCAGCAGCGCCUGCAGAGCGUCAUGCGCCAGCGGGAGGAGCUGCAGCAGGUCGAGAUCGAGCUGCGCGCACAGGCCAUCGCGCACCCGCAGAUCAUCGAGGCGCAGCAGAGCUUCCAGGCAGCCGCCAAGGAGCAUGCUGCGGCCGCGGCAAAGCUCAAGGAUCAACUGCAUGAGCGGGAGCAGUACAUUCUGGAGCUAGAAAUGAAACUCAAUGACAAGGAUAGAGAAUUGAAUGCUUUGAAGAUUGAUCAUCAAACGGUGUGGGCAAAUCAAGAUCUUCUUAGAGAACAGACCAAAGAACUGGCAACUGUCAGAAGGGAACGUGACAACUCUGAAGCUGAAAGAGCCCAACAUCUUAAACAAAUUCAUGAUCUCCAAGAACAUCUGCGAGAAAAAGAAAGCCAGUUCAUUGCAUUGGAGGAACAGCAUAGGGUUGCUCAAGAGAACAUUCUUUACAAAGACGAGCAGUUGAGAGAAGCCCAUGCUUGGGUUGCCCAAGUUCGAGAUAUGGAUGUUUUGCAGUCUCAAUCCCUACAAGUUGAGUUACGUGAGCGCAUGGAGCAAUUUAAUCAAUAUUGGAUUAGUUCCCAGCAGCAGUAUGCUGAAAUGCAGCGGGGAUAUUUGCAUGCAAUACAACAACUUCAACUAGAAUUAACUGAGGCAAGGGAACGUUCUGGUGCACAAAAAGAUGGUCCGCCAGUUUCUCGGGAGGGGUCAGCUGAAUCAUCAUUUGUUCAAAGCAUAGCGAACAGCGUGGCUUCAAAUGGUAGUGCAACAGCAGACGGCAACCAGCAAUUGAAAAAUAAUGGAAAUGCGGAUGUCUCUGUAAAGGGAAAUAAUGCCUCUGCUGUACCCAUUCCGUCUUCUCUAUUGGGCAUAGGUGGUUACGCUCCACCUGCGCAUAUUACUGGGUUGCAAUCUUAUAUGAUUCAUCAAGGCAUUCCUCAACCUUUAGCUUCACCCAACUCUGGUGUUCCUCAAUUUGGCAGUUUUCAGUCACAAUCUACAAUUCAACCAAACCUACAUUGGGCGAAUCAGCAGGAAGUACAAAAUGUCUCACAACCACAAGAUGAAACAAACUUUCAACCAUCCCAAUCAGACCAGACUUCAUUACAGCCAGGUGCUAAUAGUACUGAUGAGCUGUCCUCUAAGCCAAGUAAGACUAGCCAUCCAGAUCAUCUAAAUGCCCAUGGGAAACAACAGCAGAGUCCUGCUAGUGUGCCUGCUGAAUCAACUCAUGAACUUACGAAAACAUCACAGGUUGUGGAACAGAAUGUAGCUGAACAUGUAGUCUAUGAUGAGCAGCAAAAGGCCUUCAAAGAACAGGAUUCACCAUCAAAUGUGAACAGCCGUACUGGAAUGGUUGAACAUCAAGAGAAAAAGACUGAAUCAAAGGAUGAAAGAGCUGCAACUGACAAGCAACCUGAGCCUGUACCUAGGCAGCAGCAUAAACCUUCAAAUUUUUCUGCAUCAGCUACCCAGAUUCACUUCAAAAAUAAUGCAGCAGAGUUCAAUCCUAAUGUUGUAAAUCAGGUUGACACAGUGAAAUCAGUUGCGGGUGGUUUUGGUUCACAGUUACCUCGUAUACCAAAGGAGCCUGCUCUCCUAGAUGAGAGAUCUCUAUUGGCUUGCAUCGUACGUGCAGUUCCUGCAGGACCUGAGGGUGGAAUCAGAAUUAGUACAACUCUGCCAAAUAGGCUUGGAAAAAUGUUGGCUCCACUUCACUGGCAUGACUAUAAGAAGCAAUAUGGGAAGCUGGAUGAUUUUGUGGCUAGUCAUCCAGAGCUCUUUGUGAUUGAGGGAGACUUCAUUCACCUUCGUGAAGGAGCACAACAGAUCAUCUCUGCUACUACAGCUGCUGCAAAAAUUGCUGCUGCUACGGCAUCUUCUGUCCCAUACUCAUCAUUGUUACCUUCUGUUGCUGUUACUCCUGUGGCACAAAGCACUCGGCAAAAGAGAGGACCUGCAGUUGAUUCCAGAUCAAGUGCAAUUCCUUCCGGAAAUGGAUUCACAGAUCAAUUUAACCUCAUUCAGGGGGUCAGCGAUGUAACAAUAUCAGGCAAAGUAAGAAACACCCAAGAAAAUGGGUUCUCAGAUGAAGUUCAAACUGGGCAGCCAUCCAUGCACACAGCUGCUGUGAAUGGAGUAAGACAUGACAAAGGUGCUAGUAAUAUCAGACAUGGUUAUGGCGGAAAGCAACAGGGGAGGUCGACUGGUGCUGCAUACAUUUCCAGAAGAUGAAGUGGCUUUCACUGGAUCCAAUUGGUUUUUGAGGGUGGUGAAGUGGUCGGGAACCACCAUGACAGGGGCAACCUUGUAGGAAGCUUGGAAACGGUCGAUGCUGAAGAUGACCAUGAUUAAAAUUAUUCUAGAUUUAUUUUUGCACCAUUGCUCUUCACAGCGCCUGCCCUGGACGGGGGGCCUUGUUUCGGCGAAGCUGUACUGAAAUCCUCUAGCCCCAGAAUCAGAAAAAGGCUGCGGAAGUUUUGCGUCUGUGUAACCUGUCUGUGCUUGUAUUGUGGUGCAUUUGAAUGAAGUGGUAGCGUCGUUAUAUGUCCUUUGGCAUGAUCUUCCGUGAUGUUUACAUUUGGAAAACGAACACUCGAUUUUAGCUCUCGACCUGUGGCAUCAAAGUUCAACUUCUCGGCUGUGAUUCUCA
This is a messenger RNA of Panicum hallii, 3041 nucleotides long. RefSeq lists its product as uncharacterized. Lineage: Eukaryota; Viridiplantae; Streptophyta; Magnoliopsida; Poales; Poaceae. The record is from RefSeq and is a predicted model, not a curated record. The transcript has 16 exons. The coding region runs from base 182 to 2623 and encodes 813 amino acids.